Molecule: messenger RNA, 3579 nt
Organism: Trichomonas vaginalis G3
Lineage: Eukaryota; Parabasalia; Trichomonadida; Trichomonadidae
Product: F-box only protein family
Exons: 1
Coding region: 1-3579 (1192 amino acids)
Biological process (GO): regulation of apoptotic process; protein ubiquitination; ubiquitin-dependent protein catabolic process
Source: RefSeq, a predicted model, not a curated record
AUGAGCUUGCAAACAGGGGCAGAAGAUAAGAUCCAAAACCUCGAAGCUCUACUUGGCUUAUAUCCAUUCGAUAAAGAACCAGAAAACACACGUGAAUUAGAAAAUGAAAGAUUCGAUAAGCUAGAGCAGCUCCUUCCAAGCGUUCUUUCUCCAGAUUACUCUGAAAGGAAUCACGAAUACACAAUCAAUUCAAGUCAAUAUAAAGAUGCUAUCAAGAGUAUUACAGACAACCUUAAAUCACAUGUUGAUAACUUAAAAGGUCAAUUUGAAAGAUCUACAAUCUGCCCAGAUUACCAAGAACAAGGUUUCAACUUGGAUGAUCUCUACGCAAGGGCCAUCCAAAACGUUCCAGGAUUCGUCAUUUAUUCUAAAGAGAAAGGAAACUUAAAUGAUUUUCUUAACGCGGUUAAAACAAAUUAUACAGUUUUAAUUCCACCAGGCGACUACGUUGCUUCCCUCAAGCUCAGACGCCAAAUUAACUUAAUUGGUUUAGAAAAUGCAGGAAAGGUCCAAAUUAUAGCUCCAAAGCUCAUGAACGCCAUUACAUGCGCUGCUCCAGGUGGCAUGAUCCAAGGAAUUACAUUCCAGACAGCAGAACCUUCAGUUUACCCAACAGUUGAAGUUGUUGAUGGAAAUAUUAAAAUUUUCCGUUGUACUAUUAUCGGAUCGAAAGGUGCUGCAGUCAAAGUUUCAAACCUCGCAUGCGCCAGCUUCUUUAACUGCACAAUUCGUGAAUCCGAAGAGUACGUCUUAAAUAUUACAGAUUUCGCAAUGGCCAAAUGCUACAACACAGAGAUUAGCAAUGGCUUAAAAUCCAGUAUUGGUUUGUUCUCUAAUUCCGCCUCUUUCUUCAAUAAAUGCAGGAUUUCCUCAUCUCAUGACGGCGUCAUCAUUCAGAAUUCAGCUUCAGCCAUUUUCCGCGAAACAGAAAUUUACAACCACUCAAAGUGUGGUCUCGUCAUUAGUUCUAACUCUACAUUCAUCAAACUUGAUCAAUGCGAAAUAUCCGAAAACAGCAAACUCGUCGCCGAUAAGGAGCCUGGUGCUGCAAUUUAUACCAACAAGCGCGCUGCUAUUACGAUUCAAGAUUGCAAAUUUAAAUCCAAUAAAUGUUGCAUUCUUUCUACAAGCCAAUCCGUUGUAUCAUCGAAGUCGAACAAAUUCGAAGAUGCUCCGGAUUCCAGCGUUAUUGAUCUCAGAAACGAAUCAAAGAUGAUUUCCGAGUCGGAUUUCUUCUCCGGACAAUGCAAGAACUGCAUCCAUGCAUGCGAUUAUGCCACAUUAGAAGCAACCCAAGCAAAAUUCUUCUCUUUGGUCCAAGGCGGCUCAGAUAUCCUUUACUUCCACGAAUCUGCCAAUUUAAUACUCAACCAGUGUAUAUUCGACCAAAUUGGCACUAGAUGCAUUACGAUAGCCGACAAAGUCAACUCAAUUAUCAAGGAAACUACAUUUACUGCUGUCAAAUUGGCCAUUCAAUUCAAAGGAGAGGCCACGGCUACAGUAGAAAACUGCAAAUUCCAGAACCUUAACACCAGUAUUCAAUUCAAUGUUGCUUCCGGCCAAAUUUGCAUUUCCGAUUGCGAUUUCCUCGGAAACAACGAAUACUGCAUCCACAUCAUCAGCAGUCCAAAGCCACAUAUCAAGAACUGCAAUUUCGUUGGAAAGGAGCAACACGAGAAAUCAUCCAAUCAGAAGAACAACAAAUUCGUUGCUCUUCGUAUCCUCGAACCAUCAUCAGAGCCAAUAAUUGAGAAUUGCAAGUUCAAUGGCUACACGUAUGGUACAGUCAUCACAAAUGGCAGUCAUCCAAUAUUAAAGUCAUGUGAAUUCUCCAACUGUUCCAUUUCAGCCGAUAUUGACAAUUCAUCACCAAGUUUCGACAGCUGCAAGUUCUACAUCAUCAUGCUUGAUGGCAUCAGAAUUACCAAUGCAAGUAAUUCCUCAUUCACUAACUGUACAAUUGAAGCUGUUCGUAACACAGGAAUUCUUAUUGAUGCAAAAGAUCAAAAAGGUUCAUCACCUCGCUUCUCACGAUGUAACAUCUUUUCAGCAUCAAUGGGUGUUGAUGCUAAGAACGAAGCAUCACCAAUAUUUGAUGGCUGCACAUUCUCAAAUAACAGAAAAGUAUCUGUUAUUUUUAGCAAUGCUAUUGGUAUGCUCAACGAAUGCGUUUUCCAAGAUUCAAUUACAGGCAUUGCAAUUGCUGUUGAUAAGAAAGCUACAACACAUAUUAAGAAGUGCAAGGUUAAUGAUCAAACAGUUGGUGUUUUCAUUAAAGAUGGUAAUUGUACAAUCGAUGAAUCAGAAAUCUAUAAAUGCAAGACAGGUGUAAGACUUGAAUUACCACCUGAUACAUCAUUUAUUCCACAGAUAAUUAACAACCAGAUCCAUCAUAUUUAUAAUGAAGCUGUUUUGCUCAUUUCUGGUAAAUGCGCAAUCAAAGGAAAUGAAAUUUCUGAUUGUUCGAAUGGUAUCAUUGUUGUUAACAAGUAUUACGAGAUGAACAAAGACAGUAUCCAAGAUAAUAACUUCUCUAAUGUCAAAGGCCAGAAUCUCAAGGUCAUGACACCGAAAGAGAAGAAAGAAGCACAAGCAAAUGAUCCUUCAAAGGGAACGAACUCAGGAAAAUUACAACAAGGAACAAAUUCAGGACAAACAUUGACUCCUGGUUUGCAAUCAUUUCCUACUGCAGGAAACCAAACUACACUCAAAUCAUUGCCUCCAGGUGCAGGACAACCAGGAGCAGUGCCAAAGAUUGGCUCACAAGCAUAUGCUGCUUUUCCACCUCCUGGAACUGCUGCUACUAGUUCAGCUGCUUCAGGACAAACAACAGCACAGGCACAAAUACAAUCACAAUAUCCUGGAUACGCAGCGAAUACAUUACGUCCAGGAAUGUUCCAGACACAAGUUGGCGGCGCUGUUAAUCCUGCAUAUGCAAGAACACAAACAUCUCCUGGUGGAAUGAAUACAGGAACUGCAGCAUUCGCUUCAAUGAACCCUGCAAUGACAGGACAAUCUCCUUACGCGACAAACUACAAACCUGCUGGAGGAUUUACAAUGCAACCACCUGCAUACGCAACAAAUGCAACGAUGAUGCCAGGUGGACAAUUCCAGAAAUCCGCACAGGUACAACAAGGUAAUUCCGCUUAUGCAUCUGCUACUCCUUACACACAGAGACCAGCACAAAGUCCAGCUUACGCAACACAGACUAGUCAAUAUCAGAAUUAUAAUCAGUCAAGACAAGGACAGAUGUAUCCUCAAGCAGCAGCAAAUCAACAAUACCAAGUGUACCAGCAACAACAACAACAACAACAAUCACAAUAUGCACAACAACAAUAUUCACAACAACAAUCACAAUAUGCACAACAACAAGGACAACAAUAUUCACAACAACAGUAUUCACAACCACAAUAUCCACAACAAUUUGCACAACAACAGUAUCCACAACAAUAUGCACAGCAACAACAAAAUCAACAGGUCUACCAGCAGCAUUUGAAGCAGCAAAUGCAACAGUACGCGCCGCAAAAUACUUAUAACUCAGCUCAACAAAAGAGACCUGAUACAAUGGGUCCAAGGUAA